Messenger RNA from Prunus dulcis (almond), 2408 nucleotides. RefSeq names its product protein DECREASED SIZE EXCLUSION LIMIT 1. Gene Ontology annotation, molecular function: protein binding. NCBI's taxonomy places the organism in Eukaryota, Viridiplantae, Streptophyta, Magnoliopsida, Rosales, Rosaceae. The coding region runs from base 601 to 1776 and encodes 391 amino acids. The record is from RefSeq and is a predicted model, not a curated record. The transcript is spliced from 16 exons.
CACCCUCACACCACUAGUACUCUGAUACAAGUCUGUCUACAUCUACAUCCUCUCUCUGUGUGUCUGAUGAGAGAGCACAAAAAGUUGAAAAUUAUUCUUCUAUCUGACUAUUUUCCCCUUGCACGGGUUAUCAUCGUCUUCCGCGAAAAACAGGGUUUCUCCAAACUCUUUCAGUCUCUCGCCGUCUCUGUAAUUGAACGUGGUUUUAGGUUGUGCUUUUAGAGCAGCUUCGAAUUUGUGUGGCGUCAGCCGCUGUAUGCUUGAUUUUGGUUGCGAUUGUCUUUUCACUCUGCAAAUGAAGCUUGCUGUGUGACCGGAUUGGAGAUUUUGAAUUUCUAGGGUUUUUAGUUCUGCUGAAUCGGUUUGUGUGUUGACCAGAGGACGAAGUCAAUUUUAAGUUCGUUCUUCUGUCUUGACUAGUCCAAUGGAACGUUGGUUUAGUACAAUCUGUAAUAGCACCUCCUCUUGAAUAAGUCAUAACACGAAGAAACCCCUUUCAACCCCGUCGGGUCGUGUACUCAGCACCUCCCUCUAGUGCUAUAGCGGCAGUCUGUGACUCUGUCUGUGACUGCCGCAUUGCUUAUUGAAGAAGCAGGUCCAAUGAGCAAACAGAGACUGCCACCGGACCCAGUGGCUGUGCUGAGAGGUCACCGCGCCUCUGUCAUGGACCUCUGUUUUCAUCCAUCCCAACCUCUCCUAUGCACCGGUUCCGCAGACGGCGAGUUGCGGAUUUGGGACACUAUCCAGCAUCGGACUAUAUUAUCAGCAGGGGUGCAUAAUGCUGCACAGGGGAUUGCUUCUGUUGCUUGUAGUUCUUCAAUUGGAGCCAAUAAAGUGAUCAGCCAGGGUAGGGAUGGAACAGUGAAGUGUUGGGAUAUUGAAGAUGGAGGUCUGUCCAGGACACCUUCUGUUACAAUCAAGACAAACUCUUACCACUUUUGUAAACUUUCCUUGGUGAAGAGACCUCAUUCUAGUUCUAAGCGAGUUUACGGGACUACGCAUAAUGACAGUGAUGAAACAAGGGUUACGGAGAAUGCUGAUACGGAUGCUCUAGACAAUAGCAGAGAAAAGUUUCAAGAGUAUCUGCCUGAGCAGUCCAGCACCUUUGAAGAAAAUACUCAAGUUGAGGGAUCUAAAUGUGUCGCUGUAGCAGGGGAGCAGCCUUCUGAGGUUGAGAUUUGGGAUCUUAAUACUGCAGAAAGGUUUGCACGGCUACCUCAAAGCUGCGUUGCUGGUUUCUCAGGUAUAUCUACCACAGAGAGAGGAAUGUGCAUGGCGGUUCAAGCAUUCUCACCAUCCGAAUCACAGGGAUUCCUAAAUGUCUUGGUGGGUUAUGAGGAUGGUUCCAUGCUUUGGUGGGAUAUUAGAAAUCCUGGGGUUCCAUUGACCUCUGUCAAGUUUCAUUCAGAGCCAGUUCUAAGUCUAUGCGUUGAUGGGUCAUGCAAUGGUGGUGUCUCAGGAGCCGCAGAUGACAAAGUUGUGCUGUACAGUUUGGAUCAUUCCAUGGGUACAUGUGUGAUCAAGAAAGAAAUUAGUUUGGAACGACCUGGCAUAUCGAGCACUUCUAUUCGACCUGAUGGUAAAAUUUUUGCAACAGCUGGCUGGGACCACAGAGUGAGAGUAUAUAACUAUUGCAAAGGCAAUGCUCUGGCGAUAUUGAAGUAUCACCAUGCAACGUGUAAUGCUGUUUCUUAUUCACCCGAUUGCAAGCUAAUGGCAUCUGCAUCAGAAGAUACGACAGUGGCACUGUGGGAACUUUAUCCUCCUCGAACUUGAAAUGAUAUGGUAGUCCUGAAGUGGAAAUGAGUUUGUGUUCCCUAUAAUGUAAUAAAAGAGCAUCAAUAAUCAAUAUCAUUACCGUUUGUGUGCAUAAGGUUAGAUUAAAUUCAUUUAAAUUAUGGAUUAUUGCUUCUUUAGGAAAAAGAUAAGAUGUUAGACCUUCAAUUUAGCAAUAAGAGAAGAUGUUACUCGCCUACAAGAACCGUGUGCUGGGAUGAAAUAUGUGUUCUCCUUGUGUAAUUUUCAGUUGUUUCAGACAAAGCCUAAGAAAAAAUCGACAUUUUGGACUGUUAUGUAAUUUGAUGGCUGCCUGCAGGUUUGUAAUUGAAAAACAGAACCAAACUCGCAGGCUUUCAGACGCAAAAGAGAGGGCCAAGUCGCGUUGAUUUGAUUUGGACAUUUAGUUUGGUGGCCAGCCUCCAAUCCAAUGGUAUCGAAUAGAGGUGCCACAUUCUUAGCCUCUGAUCUACAAAGCAAUGAUUGGCUUGGCUAUGCCGGGGAUUAUUGCUUCAAAGCUCCCAAUUUGAUCUCUCUUACUUUGCACUAGAAAAAGAUGACCCGUUGUUGACUUUAUCAAUUACUCUUGAAAUAUUUUUCAAUAUAGCAGCCGGGGAAAGAAGUUGCACCUA